AUGAUCCCGGCAACAAGUUCGGUCUCCGAAUCCGAAGCUCUUCUGAAACUCAAAGAAUCAUUGACAAAUGCGACCGCUCUCGGCUCGUGGAAGCCCGGGACAGAGCCGUGCGCCGAAAACAAUCAUUGGGUCGGCGUAAAAUGUGCGAAUGGCGUCGUCACGGGCCUCCGCCUCGGCAACUUGGGUCUCUCGGGAACUAUAGACGGCUACGCAUUGGCUUCUCUUCCUCACCUCAGAAUCGUCAGCUUCAUGUCCAACGCUUUCUCGGGCCCGCUCCCCGAUUUCAGCCCCCUCGGCAAUCUCCGUGCUCUGUUCCUAUCGACCAACCAAUUCUCGGGCGAGAUCCCAUCCGACUAUUUCGCGAAAUUGGAGGCCCUGAGGAAGGUUUGGUUGUCCGGGAACGGGUUUUCCGGCCCGGUCCCACCUUCCCUAGCCCACCCGGCCCAUCUGGUCGAGGUGCACCUUGAGAACAACCGGUUCACGGGUCCAGUCCCGACGCUUGAGCAGCCGUCCCUUGUCUCCCUCAACCUCUCCAACAACCAUCUCGAGGGCGAGAUCCCCGCGGGCCUGUCGAGGUUCGGGCCGGACGCGUUUCUUGGCAAUCCCGGGCUGUGCGGCGCGUACCUGGGCAGGCCGUGCCCCGACAAGGCCAACAGGAUGAAGAUCGCCGUGUGGGCCCUGUUCACGUCCCUCGUGGUCCUGUUCGCCCUCAUGAUAAUCGGGAUAUACGUGCUGAAGCGGAGGCAGGACAGGAGUGCCGAGGGAAAUUUCGAGCCCAGCAUCCCACGGGCGAUUUCGGGGGGCGGCGGAGAUGCGAGGGGAUGGAAGGCGUUAGAGACGGGCCGGACCGGGUCAGGUCGAUCCGGGUCAGGGAGGAAGGGGUCGGGGAGGCUGGGGAAAGGGGUUGGGGACAUGGUGAUGAUAAACGAGGAGAAGGGAGAGUUUGGGCUGGCGGACCUGAUGAAGGCGGCGGCCGAGGUUCUGGGGAACGGGCCUUUGGGCUCGUCUUACAAGGCGAGCAUGGCGGGUGGGCUCACGGUGGUGGUGAAGAGGUUGAAGGAGACGACGAAGAUGGGGAAGGAGCAGUUCGACUCGGAGGUGAGACGGCUCGGGAGUUUGAGGCACAAGAACUUGCUGACGCCGUUGGCGUAUCAUUACAGGAAGGACGAGAAGCUGCUGGUGUACGAGUAUCAGCCCAAGGGCAGUUUGUUUCUCGUGUUGCACGGCGACCGCGGCAUCUCCCACGCGCAACUCACGUGGCCUGUCCGGCUGAAGAUAAUCCAAGGGAUCGCCCGGGGGCUGGCCUACCUCCACGCCAAUCUCCCCUCCCUCGACCUCCCACAUGGCAACCUCAAGUCCGCGAACGUCUUCCUCUCCCCCGACCACGAGCCCCUCCUCUCCGACUACGGGCUGGCCCCCCUCAUCAGCCCGGCCCAUGCUGCCAAGGCCCUCGAGGCCUACAAAUCUCCCGAGUCCACAGUUUCCCCGAAAUGCGACGUAUACUGCCUGGGGAUCAUAAUCUUGGAGAUGCUGACAGGGAAGGCGGCAGGUGAGGGGAGGGAUGUGGUCCAGUUGGUGAGGUCGGCCAUGGCAGAGGGGAGGGAAGGGGAGGUGCUCGACCCGGAUGUCCAGAUCAGCAACAAGGAGUGGAGGGGGGAGAUGGAGAGGGUUCUGCGGGUCGGGGCAGAGUGCACGGAGGAUGAACCGGAGAGGCGGCCCGAUGCGGGGGAGGCGGCCAGAAGGGUGGAAGGGAUCACGAGGACCGUCAAGUUCAGGACGUCAUCUGGGGGUCUCUACGGAGGAGGUGGGGAGUCAGGGGACGAGGACGACAUUGACAGGGCCUGA
Striga hermonthica is the source of this 1845-nucleotide messenger RNA. Lineage: Eukaryota; Viridiplantae; Streptophyta; Magnoliopsida; Lamiales; Orobanchaceae. The record is from the annotation of a GenBank genome assembly.